AUGUAUCCAUAUUCUUCAUUUCUCAACUCUUCUUCAUCUAUUGAAUUCCUUUCUCUCAAAAACUACAAUCUCACCUCAUCCAUGUAUCGUUGGUUGUUUCCCUUAACAAGCAAUAAGCUUCGUUUUCUUUCUCUCUUUGGCAACAUGUUAGAUGGGAUACCCAAAUAUCUUGGUAACCCCUGUAGUUUGGAAAGUUUGGACUUCUAUAAUAACUCUUUUGUUGUGAAAUUUCCUGAUUUUCUCAACAACUUGUCUGGAUGCACAUCGCUUACAUUACGAUUGUUUUAUGCUCCAAAAAGCCAAUUUACGGGGUCAUUUUCUGAUGUCAUCCAAAAGUUUUCAUCCCUAAAAUAUUUGGACCUAUCUUACAAUCAUCUAAAUGGAACUAUAAGUGAGAAAUUGUGGGAGCUACCCAGGCUUGAACAUCUUGAUGUUUCUUUCAAUUUUCUUGGAGGUGCUAUCUCUAAAAACAUUGAAAAGACGAAGGCUAUUUUUAUAGAUCCUUCCAGAAACUCACUCCAAGGAGUUCCUUCUACACAUCACUUGUCUAGCCUUUUUGAUGUUAUCUAUCUGGAUCUGAGCAUUUGUAAGCUAGGGCCUCGCUUCCCCAAAUGGAUUCAAACAAUGAAAAAUCUUACCUAUCUCAGAUAUCUUAAUCUCUCUUCCAACAACCUCAUUGGGAAAGUACCAAAUUUAGUAUCAAACUUUGAUGAAAAUUCCGUGAUAGAUUUGAGCUCCAACAGCUUUUAUGGUCCAAUACCAAAUGUCAGUUCCACUUUGGCAUCAUUAAAUCUUUCCAGAAAUAAAUUCUGUGGAGGAAUCUCCUUUUUAUGCCAAAUUGUUGAUGGGUUUUUAGAAUUUCUUGACCUCUCUGAUAAUUUUCUAACCGGACAACUCCUAGACUGUUUGCGGCAUUUCAAACAACUGAAGGUUCGUAAUCUAGGACACAACAACCUAUUUGGAAGGAUUCCUGCCUCUAUCGGAUCUUUGAUCAAACUCGAGACCUUGUAUUUAUACAAGAACGACUUCUCUGGAGAAUUUCUUGUGACUUUAAAGAAGUGCUCAAGUUUAAACUCGUUAAAUUUGGGGGCCAACAACUUUUCGGGUACAGUGCCUGUUUGGGUUGGGGAAAACUUGUCAGGGUUGUAUAUUCUUAUUCUAAGAUCAAACCGCUUUUCCAGAGACAUUCCUUUACAAUUAUGUCAAUUAACAAAUCUUCAAAUUUUAGACUUGUCAAGGAACAAUCUCCAUGGAACCAUCCCCUCUUGUUUGAAUAAUCUAACAAGCAUGGUGCAAAACGGAUUCUCCCCGCCACCGGAUGUACAUCCCUUUUCAAUUGAAUAUGUACAUUCAGAUCGUUUUGUGUCACCUAUUAUUGAUGAGGAAUAUGUUGACCAUGCGAUGAUCGAGUGGCAAGGAAAACUAUGUGGACCUCCCCUUACCAAAAAAUGUCUGGGGAAUGAAGAAACGGAAUCAACAUCGGUGGUUGGUAAAAGUAAGAGUGAUGGAGAAGACAUAUAUGAACUUGAGCGAUGGUUCUAUAUUUGUGGUGCAACUGGUUUUGCUAUUGGAUUUUGGAUAGCAUGCGGCACUUUACUUUUCAAUCGUCGUGUGAGACAUGCUCUUUUUUUGUUCCUUGAUAGCUUCAAAGAUUGGGUUUAUGUAAGGGUGGUUGUGUUCAUUGCAAAUUGGCAAAGGAUUGCCCAUGCAUAG
Molecule: messenger RNA, 1713 nt
Organism: Lactuca virosa
Lineage: Eukaryota; Viridiplantae; Streptophyta; Magnoliopsida; Asterales; Asteraceae
Source: the annotation of a GenBank genome assembly